Anoplophora glabripennis (Asian longhorned beetle) is the source of this 6284-nucleotide messenger RNA. RefSeq names its product 1-phosphatidylinositol 4,5-bisphosphate phosphodiesterase epsilon-1. Gene Ontology annotation, molecular function: phosphatidylinositol-4,5-bisphosphate phospholipase C activity; guanyl-nucleotide exchange factor activity. The transcript is spliced from 26 exons. The coding region runs from base 196 to 5850 and encodes 1884 amino acids. The record is from RefSeq and is a predicted model, not a curated record. Lineage: Eukaryota; Metazoa; Arthropoda; Insecta; Coleoptera; Cerambycidae. Gene Ontology annotation, biological process: phosphatidylinositol-mediated signaling; lipid metabolic process; small GTPase-mediated signal transduction.
AGGUGAAGACAUUUACAAAGAAAAGUCGACGGGUCAAUGUUACAGGUUUAAAAAAUUUAUAGGAGGAACCUGAAGCCCUUCUGGUAGAGGACUUAGAGCAGAAAAGUGGUGAACGUUGGUCAGAGGCGUGGGCUAGAGUGGGGCAGAGGGCACACACAUGUGCUCAGCUGGUGAGCCGCCCCGAGGUAAGGGGCCAUGCGCGAGCUAGCCUGCCCCCAGCUCAGACCACUGCUGAAGAACCACCGCCCCCACAUUCAUGUGCACCUUUUGUUUGACGCUGACGAGCUGGAGAAAGGGAUUCCUCUCGCAGCGCAGACAGGUUACUGCGCCGAGCUGGAGGAGUUGCAGGAGUUGCUCCACUUCCCUGAAGAAGUUGCCCUACGCCUGGCCGACACAGAGUACCAACUUUUCUAUCAAGUCCCACCCAUCGAUUAUCUACGUCAGGUGACGUUGGACCUUGGGGGAGCUACUGGUACGUCUGCAGAAAGUCUACCUGGUAACACCUCCACGAGAUCUUCCGUUGCCACUCUUAUAAAACGCUUCAACGAGGUAAGCGCAUGGGUGACCCAGCUGAUAAUAACCCAGCCCACGCAUGAUGCCCGAAGAGCUGUACUGUCGUGCGUCCUGCGGGUUGCCCUCUCCUCCUGGAACAUCGGUAAUUUCAAUGGCGCCAUGGAAAUCAUUGCCGGCCUCAAAUCGAACAAACUCAAACCCUUCUGGCUGUCCAUCACGGAGAAGGAGACGCUGCCCGUGCUGGACUUCCUUUCGGCGGCGUUGCUCUCCGCCGAAUACGACCGUGCCUUGAGCAGGGCCCUGGCGAUGGCCGAGUGCCCAGUGGUGCCCUUCUUCGGGGCUUUCCUGCGCGAGCUGCGGGAGAUCCUGGCGGCGGGACCGCCGCCUGGCCACGAGGCGGCCGGCGCGAUGGCGGCAGACCACGCCGCGCCCUCGGGGAAGCCGCCCAAGGCCAGCCACCGGGACCAACAGAUGCAGCACAGACAAGUGUUCAUAUCAGACUACAACGGGGAAGAUCACCACUUCACCAAGAUCGGACCCGGAGGGCUCAUUAACCUGGAGAAGAUCUACCGCACACAGGCCGUCAUGGACCAUAUCUCCUUGUGCCAUCAGCAUUAUCACUCCCGCAAUCGUCUUUCACCCACCGUUAGGCUCAUCGAUUAUCUUAAGGCAUCAGUCACAAGCGAGCAACGCGUUUUAGCGCCGGCUCCCCCCGAAAAAACCGAACUAGACGCCGAAUAUGACUGUGAUGUAGAUGACUACCACCCCGUACAGCCCCUAGUGCACGACCAUGGGGUCAGUUUCGUCUGCCUGUCGUCGCCCCUGACCAAAAUCGACCAACACGUCAUUCAGAUCCUCCACCACGGCAGCACCUGCGUCCUGUGGGAGGGCGUCGAGGGGCCCUCCGCCCCGGGCAUCCGCGGCGUCCUCUUGUACCUGCGACUGGACCGCUCGACGACGACGCUCACGUGGGUGCGCCCCAGCUGGAGUGGCCUCAAGGCGGGCACUACAAACGACUCCGACCCCUUCUCCACGGACUUCAAUCUGUCCUUCAACCCGGAGGAGACGCUGGCGCCCGGUCUCUUGACCAAGUUGGCGCUGCAAUCCACCGGGGAGCUGAGCACGGGGACCACUCUGGACGACGGAUUUUUGGACCUGAUGGCGGUGAAAGAGGUGCACCUGGGGGGUAGGGACCCCGAGAAGGAGUCCGAGCUGGCAACGGUGGCCAGGAGAUACGGCCUCAACCAUGAACCGGGGAACGAAUGCGCGCUGACCAUACUCUAUGGCUACGGCUUAAGUGAUAAUAGGCUCCUGUACAUAGUUUGUCCGCCUGUAAUAUGCCGAGUAUGGUUCAGUGGAUUAUGCUGGCUUAUCCGCGGUUUGUCAAGACAAAACGCUCUCUGUGAUAGACGCCUACUAUGGCUAAGGGAACAAUACAUGCAGUUGUACCAUGAGGAUGGGUACUGCUGUGGUCCACUUGCCGCUGAUGCUAUUCGAUCGUUUGGUGGGAGAGACUGGUCUUUAGCGGGGAUGACUACAUCUGGGACGCAGUCUGGUGAAACUUCUGGUGCUCUUAGGAGAGAAGUUUCAAUGAAAAUCAAGAAGAAACAGUUACUCAGUAACCAGACUUUCAAGGAUAGAAGCUUGCGUUCUCAGUUCGUGGAACCAACAACCAUGUGCAUGGAGAGUAGUUACUGGCGAAACCCGAACUACCAUCGUCAGUCGACCCCCACAACUUUUUCGGACCACCAACACGACGUUGCUAGGCACCACAGUCUAGGACAGUUGGCUUACAAUUCGUCUCAACCAAAGUUCGACAGGGAUAGGCAUGGUUCGACAGAACACCUAUGGCAUGGCAGACACCCCCGGGUCGGCUCAAUAUUGUAUGAUACUCAACUAGAUUUUGUAGAUUUCGUCACACUUUUUCGUUCUUUUAGUUUAUUAAUUCGGAAAGACCUGAGGGAUUUGUUCGAACAAUUAGCAAUAUCUUACAGAAGCAUGGCUGUGAAUUCGACUAAGUUAAAUGGGGUCAAGUCUAAGGUUGACCAAAUGAAAAGACCGCAAAAGUUUGGUUUACUCACGAGAAACAGUAGGGCAGAAAUGGAGGGCUCUGUGGUGAAUUCCCAGAAGAAAAUUUUCGACGCCAUAGCCGCAGCGAGUAUAUUUACCAACUGCGCUGGUAUCGAUACCAACAACUCCCAGGUCAUCACUAUAUCCACGUUUACGAAGUUCCUAGAAACUAGGCAAAUGGAAGUCUGGACCGAGGACCAAGUUAAAGCCUUGAUUUAUAGACACGAACCAGACGCAUCGCUCCGUGCCCAGAACUGCCUGUCCUUCGAGGGUUUCGCCAGGUAUCUGAUGGACAAGGACAACUUCGCCUUUGUACCCGAGAGACAAGCUCCUAACGAGAGCGAGAUGGCUCGCCCGAUGUCCACAUAUUACAUCGCGUCCUCUCACAACACCUAUCUGACCGGCCACCAGCUUAAGGGAGAAUCGUCUGUGGAAUUAUAUAGUCAGGUUUUACUGACAGGCUGCAGAUGCGUAGAGCUGGACUGCUGGGACGGGGACGACGGCUACCCCAUGAUCUACCACGGCCAUACCUUCACCACGAAGAUACCGUUCAGCGCUGUGGUCGAGACCAUCGACAGAAACGCCUUUGUGACUUCCCCAUAUCCCGUGAUUCUGUCGAUUGAAAACCACUGCUCUCUGCAACAGCAAACAAGAAUGGCCCACAUAUUUCAAAGGAUAUUUGGCGAGAAACUAGUGACAAGCUUCCUGUUCGAGGCCGACUAUAGUGAUGAACCGACGUUGCCUUCACCGGAACAAUUAAGGAAUAGGAUUUUAAUAAAAAAUAAGAAAUUGAUAAUGGAAGUGCCUGCCCCGUUAAGUUUUGCCAUUAUGACCACGCCGGUCCGGCCCGGAGGCGGCGUGAGACAUUCCGUCCCCGGAAGGACCAGCUCUAUCAUCAGCAACACCAGCAGCAGCUCGUUCAACGAUGACUUCAGCGAUGAUGACUACGACGACGACGACGAUGAGGACAAUAUUGACGAGAAAGCGAUUCACGGCAUCGCUAUAAACGACUCGCCCAGGCCGUACGGUGUGCCGCACGCCGUGUCGAAGACCAGCUCGCAGAAACGGCCCGCACCCGACGACAAGCUGAAGAAGAAGAGCAGUCAGAUUUCGAAGGAAUUGUCGGAUAUGGUGGUGUACGUUCAGGCGAUAAAGUUCCGUGGGUUAAACACGAUCUCGCCUAGCAGCUCGGUGAAGCAACGCCAAAAAGCGAUCACUUGUUCAGUAAGCUCGAGUGCGACGUCUGGCAUCAGCUCUUCCUCGAAUAUUAGUUCGGGAACCACCAGCGAACCAGAGCCCACUAUAUUCGAAUCUGAGGUGCAGAAAAGACCAAACGUGUCGCUGCCUUGCUACCAAUGUUCUUCCAUAAACGAAAACACGGCAAAGAAGUUAUGCAGAAAACAGCCCUUGGCGUUGGUGGCACACACACAGACUCAACUGAUGCGCACUUACCCGGCAGGCAUGAGGAUAGACUCGUCCAACUUCAAUCCGGUCAUAUUUUGGUCCUUCGGGAUCCAAAUGUCUGCACUGAACUACCAAACGGAGGACACCCCCAUGCAGCUGAACAACGCUCUUUUUGAAACAAACGGCAAGUGCGGGUUCGUUAGUAAACCGAACGUUAUGUGGGACAGAUCACACGUCAUGUACCGGCGGUUUAACCCUUGGGACAAGGAAUUCGACGGCAUACAUUCGUCCCAAAUUGUGAUCAACAUAGUCUCUGGGCAAUACGUAGGCCAAGGCAACGUCAACUUAAGCACGUACGUUGAAGUCGAGAUCAUCGGAAUCCAAGUGGACUGCAACAAGCAAAAAACUAAAAUCAUACACAAGAACUCUCUGAACCCGAUAUGGAAUGACACCUUCCAUUUCCGGGUAAUGUUCCAGGAUUUAAGUUUUCUACGAUUUACCGUCAUCGACGCAACCAGCAGUCACCUGUUAGCACAGAGGAUCAUACCGUUGAAAUGCCUCAGGCCGGGUUAUAGACAUUUGAGGUUGCGGUCAACGCAAAACAAGCCGUUGAAUAUGUCCACGCUUUUCCUUUACUCUCGAGUCGAGGAAGAAAGUUUGGAGAACACAGAAACCAGUGACGGAAUCGUUGAAAGACCGCCACCCGCUGAAACUGAAGUUCCCGACUCCGCGGGCACGGACAGCACGUUUUUGGGUAUUUCCGGCACACCUCUUUGCGUGAAACGUCGCAUGUUCUUCCUAAUGGUGUACGGAGUAGUCUCCGAGGAACCUUACACUAUUCUAAAGAUUACCCAAGAGAGUUCAACUCAGGACGUUCUUUUGUUGUGCCUCCAGAAGGCAAGCAUAACUCCCACCAAAGUGAACGAUUAUAUUUUGGUCGAGGAAGUGGCUAGGGGAUGGGAAAAGAAAGACCACAGUUUACCCGCCACGCAACGUAUCUUGGAUCUGCACGAAAGGCCUUUGCAGGCCCAAUCUCAGUGGAAGGGUGAAGGCCGCUUCAUUCUGAAAAGGAUGGGCGAUGACCCGAGCAGCAGAGCCUGGCUAUCAUCGAUCAGAAGCGUCGCCAACAGAGAAAGAGAAGUACGCAAGUCCGACGGCGCCCCCAGCAACGCCUGGGAAGAAAACGACACGUUUCUGGUGUGCAUCUACAACGUUUCUCCGGAAAUACCCUACGCCAUCCUCAAGGUGCCCCUGAACGCCUGCGCGCAAGACGUACUGGCGCAAGCUCUAGUCAAAGCCAGACGGCUCGAGGAUCCCAUGAACUUCGUCAUAGUAGAGGAAUUGGAAUGGGGCGGAACUAGUCACAAUAUCCAACAGCGAGCGUUGGCGGAUUACGAGAACGUUUACAGCGCUCAGUCUCACUGGCAAACCAUCGGCCGGUUCAUUAUGCAGGAGAGAGCAAAUGCCACGCCGACGUCCCUGAGGAAAAACAGAAUAACGUCGACCUUACGCUUGGCUACGCUGGACAGGAUAAGUCGUGGCUUGAACGUGGCGCGUAACGUAGCCACGAACAGCAUCAAAAUGCCCGUGCAGGUAGCGCUCAGCGACCCUACGGCCUCCUCCAAAUGGAAGAGCAAAACCGGGGAGGACUCUAAGAACAAAUCGGUGUCUCGAGGCAAGGGCAACUCGGAAAAAGACACGGCGGCGACUACUUCGCUGGGUAAAAAGUCGGAGGUGACGCGAGAAGUCCACUCGGAAGGCGAAACCUUGAGCGACGAAGAAACCAAAGAGUCCGAUAUCAUGUCGACGGUGUCCCGGCUGAAGAAAGUAUCACUAAGGAAAUUCAAGGAGUGGAAGUCGUGACUUCUGGAAUAAAACUGACUUAGUGGAAUUCAAAAUCUUUUUGUUAGGUACCGUGGUUUUUAUAGAUACGUGACUGUAUGGCCUCGAGGGGCAGGCGUGUUCACCGAAGGGAUUUAAAAAUCGUGUGCAAUAUAAAUUUCUCUGAUACAUUAAAUUGCGUCGCAUAACCAGGAAGGGAUGUUUUAGGCUAGACGUAGCAAUAUAGAGUUAAAGUUUCAUAUUCUACAUAAUCUAUUUUGCUACUAUUGUUCUUAGUAACCGUUUAGUUUUCUUGAGAUCCGGCACGAGUCACUUUGAAAUUCAUUUCGGUGUUUCUUUGUAAGAUGUCAUAGCGUAUUAUUUUGAUCGAACCACUAAAAUCGUUUGGCAAAAGAUUUAUAUACAGGGUGGCCAAAUGAAAACGAAACAGGAACUGCGUCAAGAUUGUAGAAAAA